AUGUCGGGUUUCGGUGGGCGUCGCGCCCCCAGUUUCGCCCAGUAUCUGGACGACUUGAAUACCAUUCCAUCGCCCUACGAUCAGUCGCUGCAACAACAACAAAAUGAAUCGUUCAACAUCGAUGCCGAGCUCGAGUUGUUCACGAACACAGAGUUCCUGGACUUUGGCCACUUUGGCGACAUGUCCCUGCCCCUCGCGUACAACCCCGCCGAGGAUGAGAAGCCGCAGGAGAAGAAGCCUAAUACCUCGGGGAAGCAUGGCGAUAUGAACUACAUGGAUAUGUUGAAUGAUUUCAACGGUAUGCCUGAAUACUCCAAUGAGUUCAACUCUGCAUCGCACACUAUGCCAAUGAACACAGCCUUCCCGUCGCUUUCUGCCGCCGAUGAAUCCACAUUCACCAGUGACUCUCUGGAGAAGGCCGCCUCGAUCACAACACAGACACCCAAGUCUAGCUCAUCCCCUGCUGCUGGCUCUGUGGGAACUGUUUCCACCCCCAUCCAGGUUACUGGAGGCAAACGCAAGCAAUCUCAAGAUUCGAAGAACCUGGACGAAUCCGCUCGCCAGGCAGCUGAAGAAGACAAGCGUCGAAGAAACACUGCCGCAAGUGCCCGCUUCCGUGUCAAGAAGAAGCAACGCGAGCAAGCCCUGGAGCGCUCCGUCAAGGAAGCAAACGAGAAGAACUCGGCAUUGGAGGCCCGAUUAUCACAACUAGAACUUGAAAACAAGUGGCUGAAGAACCUGAUCACCGAAAAGAACGGCGAAGACUCAACAGACAUUACCCAGAAGAGCGAGACUGACAUCGCUCAGAUGUUCAAGAAGUUUCUAGCCAGCCAGAAGUCUACUGGCGAGCGUCAAACUUCCAGCUCCAAAAUCGGCGUGGGCACUGCCUGA
This is a messenger RNA of Talaromyces proteolyticus, 891 nucleotides long. RefSeq names its product putative bZIP transcription factor. The transcript is spliced from 2 exons. Gene Ontology annotation, cellular component: nucleus. The record is from RefSeq and is a predicted model, not a curated record. Gene Ontology annotation, biological process: regulation of transcription by RNA polymerase II. Gene Ontology annotation, molecular function: RNA polymerase II transcription regulatory region sequence-specific DNA binding; DNA-binding transcription activator activity, RNA polymerase II-specific. Bases 1 to 891 code for a protein of 296 amino acids. NCBI's taxonomy places the organism in Eukaryota, Fungi, Ascomycota, Eurotiomycetes, Eurotiales, Trichocomaceae.